CGUGAAGUCAAAUAACGUAAUAAAAAGGGGUGUGUGUAAAUGUUUAAGGUACAGAAAACCUACACCCUUCUUAUCGAACUAUUAGACAUUAUGUGUGAUUUAUGAAUUGUUUAGGACUUGUAGAUAUCAAUAAACGGGGUUCUAUAUGUCUUAUGUUUCAUAUUGAUUUAAGAGGUAACGGUGUGUAAAGGUUUCAUGGAUCUUCGGUCGUAGUCAUGAGUAAUGUGUAGCUAUACAUCAGGAUGAAUCUACAACUUAACUACAGCGAACUAUAUUGGCAACGAUCAUAUGAAUGUGAUCUGAAGGCUGUAUAACAUAUAAAAGAUGGUACUUAAUCGUUUGAUAGGACGGAAUGUUAAAUGCUUAGUAAUAUUUUUUAUCGUCAUUCCCAGAAUUACUUUAACUGAGGCAUGGAAAGAUGAAAGGUAUAAGAAAUCUCUGGAAUAUGCAGCAAUCAAUGAUGUAAAGCUUAGAGGCGGUGUCCAACAUCCGGAAGAUGGCAGUGCCAUCGGGGAACGCCUUAACUAUAAUCCCGGGGUAACUGGAAACGCUGGCCCCAAAAAUGUAACAAAGUUUGAUAACAGUGUAGAACAACAUGACGUACUGGAUGAUGGAAAAUCGCAUGAUGGUUACAACGUAUCAUCCCAUGAAGGGUUGCUCAACACUGCGUACUUCAACACCCUCUUGGUUAUCGUCAGUAUGCUUGUCGUUCUUUUAACGUUGGUAUCAAAAAUAGAGUUUAAGCUUCAAACCAAGGAUAAAUUCAUGAGGCAAGCUUUCGACAUAUGUGUCAGACAAGUGGUCAUUAUGAGUCUAGUUAACCUGGGACUUUAUAUGGCUAUGCAUACCGACUUGGCGGAUAGGUUAGAUUAUAUAUUUAACAAAGACAUCAAACAUGUUGAAGUUUUCGAUACCCUGCUCCAGAUAUCUUUCUUCCUCUUCUGCUUCUUCUUUCUGUUUUGUGUAUAUAUCGCCAUUGUUGUAGGCAGGGGGACAAAAUUCCUUAGUAUAGCAGAUGAGGCUGAUGUUGUAACAACUGCCAAGGAAUAUGAUUUUUCCAAGAAUAAUUUUUUACACUUUUUUAACACUGUGACAGAUAAGGCAAAGUAUAUGGUCAACCGUAUGGAAUUCACCGAUAUGGUAAAGCAACGUGGUUAUUCAGAUAAUUGCGGUUGCUAUUUCAUGGAUUAUAUGAGAGCAUCAUUAAUCCAGAUUUCAAUCCCAUUGCUUAGAAUUUCUCGUGGAGCUUUGUUUGUUCUGUUAGUUGCGCUUGUUAUUCUACGGAUAAUUGGUAAUGUAGACAUAUUUCGGACGAUAUACUACAUUACCAUUGCCAAUACCCUUGCUAUUCUUGCUCUUGCGUCCAGAAUUUCACAUUUGGAUUCACAGCUUUAUCCUCUAGAUAUAUCGCAAUAUUUAUUAUUAAAACUAAAUGUGGGUGAUGUAGGAGAUGCUUUGCAACCGCUAUACAAAGGUGGUGAAGAAGAGAAUCAAAGUGAAGGGAUUCAAAACUGGUUAUUUGGAGAAGGUGCCAUUAAUGCCCACCAAAAUAUUUUUUGGUUAAAACAAUAUGGUCCUGUUGCAUUGGAGAGUAUAUUUGGAACACUGUUGUUCUCUCAUUUGCUGAUACUCUCAGUAUGGACUUACAGCUUGCGUUAUGUAGGUAUCCAAUUCUUAAAGGAUAUACGAAUGUCAACACCUUUGUUUGCGACGUUACUGGUCUUGUUUCUGGUGCCAAAGAUGCUUUAUUCUCUAAUGGUUGUUACUAGAUGUGGGCAUCUAAUCAAUUUUGAAUUGUUGGAAAGUAUUCUACUGCUACAGAAAACGGAGAACGCAAAGAAUGCUACAGAAUUGUUGGAUGCGCUAUCCAUAGAAAGUGUAAGAUUUGCUUUCGUGAAAGGCGGUGAUGAAUAUUGGCGGAUGCUAUUGGCUAAGCAAAAGGCAUUGCCUCCUCAUAUCAACCAACGGAUUAAAUUGCACUGGGAAUCCAUUAGCAGUGGUAAAGCCACUGUGGAUAACCAUAAAUUGGCGAAGUAUCUUUCGGAUCAAUGGGGAUUUUCCGGUAAAUCUGAUAAACAUAGAAUGAAGGAAUUCAUAUCGCAAUUCAUGCGCAAUGAUACCUGUCGUAUGAAUGAAGAAGAGUUUAUGGUUUUCGGUUAUAAGAUCAAGCAUAUGAUUCUGGCUCCUCUCGAAGAAGAUAUCCUAAUGAUUCUCUUCGAGGAUAAGUUUGAUAUACCGUGGAAGGCUCCAUGCGGUAUUGAUCUUGUCACCUUUGACUCCAUAAUAAGAAAGUUGAACCUGAAGUGGAAGAAAAGUGCGCAGAGACAUUUCCUAGAAUUUAUAGGAAGCGGACCCGCUGAAGGACUCUCACCCGAAAACCUCAUAUGUCAACUAAACAACUUCCAGCGAGCCUGUCAAAAAAAUUAUUUUAGCGCUGUCUGAAAUUGCAAUUUAGCGCAUCGAAAUGCCCAACUCGAACAUCUUGUCAUAUUUUUUGAGCGUCUAACACCGUUAAAAUAACAU
Molecule: messenger RNA, 2523 nt
Organism: Babesia bovis T2Bo
Lineage: Eukaryota; Apicomplexa; Aconoidasida; Piroplasmida; Babesiidae
Product: putative integral membrane protein
Exons: 7
Coding region: 325-2442 (705 amino acids)
Source: RefSeq, a predicted model, not a curated record